CAGCUGCCGUUAAAGAUCCAAAGAAGAAGAAGAACUCUGUAUCCCAGCAUGAAUCGCGGCAGCAUCCUGAUAAUCUCACUGACGGCCAGAGGGGAGGCCUCUUUCCAUCUAACUACAUCAAAAACUUGAGUGCUUUGUGGACAUAUAUUGUGGCCUUCUAGUGUUACAAUGGAGCCAUCGGGAAGUACAGCAAUGUCUUCAUCGAGCAACCACACCCUGAACUCAAUUGGCGGUGGCUGUCCAUGGGAGGUCAGCGACAAGGCCAGACUGUGUCGCUUCCUCUGCUACGGCUCGGAGGAAGACGUAUACACCGCCAGAGAGGAGGGUCGUGUCAGCAUGGAGAGCGCUGGAGCUCUGCUGUCCCUGCUGCAGGAGGGCCGAGGUCCUGAGGUGGUGGAGGAGAUAAAAAGGUUCACUCAGGAUGGGCGAGCUGUCAGACUCGGCCCCUCCUUUUUUGCCUUGGCUUUGUGCUCCCAACAGUCGGAGCUGAAGACCAGACAGGCAGCGUUUAAAGCCAUGAAAGAAGUUUGUCGGGACCCUGCCCACCUGUUUUCUUUUAUCCAGAACAAGAAGGAAUUGAAAGAGGGUAUGAAGUGUGGUAUUUGGGGACGGGCUCUGAGGAAAGCAGUGUCUGACUGGUACAAUGAGCAGGAUGCUAUGUGUCUGGCUGCGGCUGUGACCAAAUGUAAACAAAGAGAGGGAUGGUCACACCAGGAUCUGCUAAGGCUCUCUCACACUAAACCAGCUAAUGAAGCAAUUGCCUUGAUCAGCAAAUAUGUAACAAAAGGAUGGAAAGAAGUUCAGCUUGCUUACUCGGACAAAGAGAACUCAGAAGAGGUUGCCAAAGUGCUGUCGUAUCUGGAAGUGGUGGAGAAGGUCAAGCACAGUUGUGAUGAAACAGAGGUCAUCAAUUUAAUAGAAGAACACAAACUGGAGAGGGAACAGCUGCUGACAGACCACCUGAAGUCCAAACAGGUAUGGAGAGCUUUGUUGAAGGAAAUGCCUCUCCAAUCAGUGCUAAGGAUCUUGGGUAAGAUGACAUCCGACAAAAUUCUUGAACCGGGAAGUUCAGAAACACAAGCUGUAUGUGACAGAAUCCAGAGCGAGACGGAACUCACAAAGGCAAACCUCCACCCCUUCAGUAUACUCCUGUCUUCUGAAAACUACAAAAGAGGCCAAGGCUAUCAGGGUAAAAGAAAAUGGGAACCAGACAGCAGCAUCCUCAAAGCAAUGGACUCUGCCUUUUACAAGAGUUUUAUGAAUGUGCAGCCUGUCGGUAAACGCUUCGUAUUGGCGGUAGACGUGAGCACGUCGCUGAGCAGCAUUGUCCCAGGGACGUCAAUCAGCACUGCUGUCGCCGCUGCAGCUAUCACCAUGAUUUUUGCAAGGACUGAAGCAGACACGCAUGUGCUGGCCUAUUCUGAAGGAGCUUUGGUUCCAUGCUCUAUCUCUGCUGACAUGACCCUCGCACAAGCAACAUUUGAACUGGUUAAGAUCCCAGGUGGGAGCACAGACUGCACACUUCCCAUCACAUGGGCCACAGAAAACGGAAAAGCUGUAGAUGUGUUCAUCAUUCUGACCAACAACCCACUGUGGACGUUCACUGCCAGCCCUGUGGAUUCUCUAAAGAAACAUAGACAGAAAUCAGGAGCUAAUACCAAGAUGGUGAUGUGUGGGCUGACUUCCAUCGGACACGCCAUCGCAGACACGGAAGACAGGGGUUUACUGAGCAUCUGUGGCUUCGACCUUGGAGCUUUGAGCGUCAUCCGUAGCCUAGCCCAGGAUCUGAUCUGACCAAGUAUUGGGACCCAUUCUGUUUCAAUUGUAUAGUUGGAGCACAAAAGGAAGGCACAAAGUGUACCAAUGUGGCUCACUUAGCAUGUAGAGUGCCCUAAAACAGCACUGAUCCAGAAGAUGUUGACAUUUCCAAUUCCCAUUUCUCUUUUUGUAUUAUGUCGCUUACAAAUCAAUUGACCAAGUGUCCAGCGGGCUGGACAACACUCUGGAAAUGUUAUGUGCAUAUUUUUAUUUCUAAAAUUUGAAAAGAAAGUUAUAAGACAUGGUAUGUAAUUGCAUAUCAUAAUGUCAAAGAGCUGCAAAGUGCAAACAGCACUGUGUAUGUUACAGGGAUAGUUUGGAUUUUUUUGAAGUGGGGUUGUUUGAGACACAUCCAUAGUCAAUGUAUUUCAUGUAGUAGAUGGUGGUCAGUACGCCCCCAGUAUGGUAGAAGUCAGGCAGGAGUACCAACACAGAAUCCAGCAAUGUACUGGCUGCUGUGAAUGGGGACAUUUCUGUAUUGUAGCCACCUAAAAAAAGCAUAUCAGUUCAAGUGUAUGCCAAAUUUAGAAUAUUUUCACCACUUGACCUUGCCAUUAGACAGACCUUUCCAACAUGGUACUGAAGCCAUGGCACGACUAAUCCAUUGUCGCUUCAAAGUCACUGGAUUCCAUUGACAAAACCAGUAAUUUUACCUUGUGGAACACUGCUGGUCUACUGCUGCCUCAGUCAGUUAGUUGUUUGUGUUGUUGUUUGGCUUUGUGUUAAUGUAUGACUUUGGUGUUUCAGAACUAACCCUUUAAAACAUCAAAGUAACCGAUUGAGGCAUCAGUAGACCAGGGACUUCCAUGUUCUGUGAGGUAAAAUUAAUGUUUUGAUCUAGAGGCUUGAAAGAAAGCAUUGAUACCAGCUUCAGUUCCAUGUUGGAAAGGGCUCUCUGACAACCAGGUAAAGUGGUGAAAAUAUUCUAAACAUAGCAUACGCUUAUACCCUUUAUUUUACCAGAUCUGGUUCCCGUCCAGUUUGGAGCCGGUGCUCGUGCUGGUUUGCGGUUGGUUCAACUUGUGAACCAGCUCUGAACCUGUUUGCUUUUUCACAGCCACGUCAUUACGUCACUGUUAACGUCUGUAUAUGUCUCCGUAUAAUAGCAACGGCAGACUACAUGUCUCUACAACACAUCUGUGCUGCCCAUUUUGAUCACUAUGGGCGCCGAAUACAUUCUUGUUAACACUGAAUGUAAGAUGUUAAUGUUGGACUAACGAUGGCCAGCUAACGUUUGCAUGCUAGCGAUCGCCCGCUAAUAUUAGCACACUAGCUCGCCCGUAUCAACCACAUUGCAGUUAAACAAAUCAAAUAAAUGAAUGAUACACGUUUUAGUUGGUCUGUCUUAAGGGAAUCGAUUUGGUCUUGUUGGUCACAUAGCCCCGCCCCCAGCCCCUGACGUAGCCAUUUGCGAUUCAAGACCAGCAAAGAGUUGGUGCCGGUGGAAAGCCAAGGAACCGUUUGCAAUUGUGCACCGGCGGGGAACCGGCUCUGGUGGAAAAGCCCUAUUAAACUGAAACUGAUUUUUUACAUUUUUUUAUUUUUAUUUUUUUGUCCAGAGUAGUAUAUUAGUAGUAUAUUGCUUAGCUACUGUGCCGGUACUCCUGCCUGAGGUUGGGGCGACUGUCAUCUACAAUAGAUAAAACACAGACUAUGUUUCAAUCUUUGAAAGAUCCAUUCUGUCCCUUUUAAAGUGCAUUGGUGGUUCUUGUUGAGACACUAAUCCAUUGGACAAUAAAUUCCACUCAUAUAUGGAAAGAUGUUGGCAGAUUAAAUAGGAGGAACCAUGUAAGAGUCAGAAUGUUUGAGGCUUAGUGCAACUGUAGGUUUAUUUUAAGUUUCUAGUAUGUAUCUAUGGUUUGAUUUUAGCAGGUUUGAUAUGAUGGUAGAGGCAUUUUACAUUUUAAAGCCUGCCCCACUGUCUUUUGUAGCAUUAUUAUAAAUAAUUAACAGAUGUAUUGUAAAAGAGAGGAGUUGAAAGAAAGCACCAAAAGUCGAGAUAAAAAGUAUUCUGCUGACUUUUCAAAUUCUUGAUUUGGUUGGUCAGAGAAUAUUUUUUAAAUGCUAAUAUUCGUGUCUAGAAUACCAUUUACACAUCUCUUGCCUUUAGCCUAGGUACAAUUGUUAUUGUAUUAACAUUUGUUUUCCCUUCAGACUAUUUUCUUUUGAAACCGAGUUGUCUGUUUUGAUAUUUUGUUAAAUUUAUCCUAUAAAUUAAUACCCUUGGUGCUCUUAGAUGUGAUGAGACAUUUUGGGGGUAUUAAAUGGAAUUUUCCUUUGUGACACAAGAAGGCCAAUGUUUGGGGCUGUAAGUCAGUUUACUGUAAAUUGGAAACAUUUUUUUUCUCAUAUUAGCCUGAAUUCUAUGCAUUGCAACUCUUUAUUUCACUGUAUUAUUAUGUCCAGAAGGACAAGUCAUAGCUACUUAACAUCUGUUUACGGAGCCUGAAUCUGCUAGCACAGUAAUAUUUCUGUAUUUUUUAUUUAAGAAUGUUCGUUAUGCAAAAACUUAACAGAUAACUGCUACCUUCCUGGGAAUAAAAUGAACUGAAUGUACUUUUGUAAAACAUGUAACUGUAGAAAUUUGAAGUACAAUGCUUUAUAUUUCAUCAAACAGAAUAAAUACACAGUGUUUUAGUGUAAUGGGGCCAAUUUAUUUUUGGGGAAAUGCAAGUAAACAACUACAGUGGUGCUUCUUGUUUUAGUCGACAGUAAUUACUGACAGCAUUCACUGAACUUUAAACUCAUUAAUUCUGAUAUAA
Molecule: messenger RNA, 4580 nt
Organism: Centropristis striata (black sea bass)
Lineage: Eukaryota; Metazoa; Chordata; Actinopteri; Perciformes; Serranidae
Gene: ro60
Product: Ro60, Y RNA binding protein
Exons: 9
Coding region: 169-1794 (541 amino acids)
Cellular component (GO): ribonucleoprotein complex
Molecular function (GO): RNA binding
Source: RefSeq, a predicted model, not a curated record